UCACCGAAUGUUGUUGUUGGAGCGGGUGGAGCACCGGUUCAAAGAUGGAGGGGUUGCGAGAUAUGUGCGGGGUGGUGUGGACGGGCACCGCGCAGGGCUCCCAGGUGGCACAGGCACAGCCUUGACCCUGACAGCCUCUCCAGACAUCUGCCUCUCUGCCCCCCUCUGGCAUCACUGUUGCCCACCAGCCACCAUGGACUCCCAGAGCAAUGCAGAGGGGGAGUCUGGCCAUGAGCCCUCGCUGGAGCUUCUGUCCCAUGUCCAGCUCCACGCCAACCUCCCUGCCUCAGGGGCGGAGGGGAUGGCAGAGGCAUGCAGGGCAGCCGAGGCGUGUGGGGAGUGCCAGGGGCUGGGGCUGGACGCAGCGGCGUGGGAGCAGCAGCUGCAGCAGGAGCUGCUGGCCCUCAAACAGCAGCAGCAGCUCCAGAAGCAGCUGCUCUUCGCUGAGUUCCAGCAGUAUCAUGAGCACCUCACCCGCCAGCACGAGGUCCAGCUCCAGAAGCACCUCAAGCAGCAGCAGGAAGCCCUGCCCGCCCGCCAACAGCAGGAGCUGGAGCAGCAACAGCAGCGGGAGCAGCAGGAGACCCUGGAGCAGCAGCAGCACCUGGAGCAGCUCCAGGCCCUGCGCACCAAGGACAAGAGCUGUGAGACCCCAUGCCCUACAGGUGCCAUCGCCAGCACAGAGGUGAAGCUGAAGCUGCAGGAGUUCCUGCUCAGCAAGACAAAGGAGCCAGGAACUGCCCCCCCCAACCAUUCCCUCCCCCAGCACCCCAAAUGUUGGACUCACCACACUUUGUUGGACCAGAGUUCCACCCCCCAAACUGGCAGCCUGGAGACACCCCCAUCCUACAAACUCCCCCUCCUUGGUACCUAUGACAGUUGGGAUGAUUUCCCGCUCCGCAAAACCGCCUCUGAACCCAACCUGAAAGUGCGCUCGCGGUUAAAACAGAAGGUGGUAGAGAGGAGGAGCAGUCCCCUGCUGCGGAGGAAGGAUGGCACCAUCAUCAGCACCUUCCAGAAGCGCGCCAUCAAGAUCACGGCGUGGGCAGCUCUGGGGGCAGUGGUGUCCCCCCCCAUGACGCCCACCGGCCCCGCAGUGUCCUCAGUGUGCAGCAGUGCCCCGGGCUCCGGGCCCAGCUCCCCUAACAGCUCCCACUGUGCCAUUGCUGAGAACGACUUCACCGGCUCCAUCCCCAACAUCCACGCUGAGCAGCUCCUGCCCCAGCACUCAGCCCUCGCCCCGGAUGGCUCCAGCCAGCUCAGCCUCUACACGUCCCCAUCCCUGCCCAACAUCUCCCUGGGGCUGCAGGUCACCGUCACCAACUCCCACCUCAAUGCAUCCCCCAAGCUGUCACCGCAGUCAGAGGCCGAGCGCCCGGCAGUGGCCACCCUGCACCCUGCAGCUGCCCUCACCAGCAAGUUCCUGAGCACCUCAUCCAUCCCAGGCUGCCUGCUGGGGGUGGCCCUGGACGGAGACCCCCCCUCUGACCCCGUGUCCCUGCUGCAGCACAUCCUGCUACUGGAGCAAGCGCGGCAGCAGAACACCCUCAUUGCUGUGCCGCUGCAUGGGCAGUCGCCGCUGGUGAUGGGUGAGCGCGUGGGGAGCAUGCGGAUGGAGAGCAAACUGCCGCAGCACCAGCCCCUGAGCCGCACGCAGUCAUCACCGCUGCCCCAGAAACCCCAGGCCCUGCCUCACGGAGCCCUGCCCCACAGCACCCUCCAGCACCACUUCCUUGACAAACGGAAGGUCCAACUGGGAAAGGUGUUCCCUGAGGCAUCGCUGCAGCUGUACCCCGGGCCUGCCCUGGGCAUCCUGGCACUGCCCCACAUGACUCUCGCCCAUGCGCAGUCAUCCCCUGCCAGCGCUGGCAUCGAGCCCCCCAUGCCUGACGGACCACCCAAGCACCUCUUCACCACAGGCGUGGUGUACGACACGUUCAUGCUGAAGCACCAGUGCACCUGCGGCAACACCAACAUCCACCCUGAGCAUGCUGGGCGCAUCCAGAGCAUCUGGUCCCGCCUGCAGGAGACCGGCCUCCUCAGCAAGUGUGAGCGCAUCCGGGGCAGGAAGGCAACACUGGAGGAGAUCCAGACAGUGCACUCAGAGCAUCACACGCUGCUCUAUGGCACCAGCCCCCUCAACCGUCAGAAGCUUGACAGCAAGAAGCUCUUGGGUCCCAUCAGCCAGAUGUACACGGUGCUGCCUUGUGGGGGCAUCGGGGUGGACAGUGACACAGUGUGGAACGAGAUGCACUCAUCCAGUGCUGUGCGCAUGGCGGUGGGCUGCCUGCUGGAGCUUGCCUUCAAGGUGGCUGCUGGGGAGAUCAAGAACGGCUUUGCUGUCAUUCGCCCCCCGGGACACCACGCGGAGGAGUCCACAGCCAUGGGCUUCUGCUUCUUCAACUCAGUGGCCAUCUCGGCCAAGCUGCUCCAGCAGAAGCUCAGUGUGGGCAGGAUCCUCAUCGUGGACUGGGACAUCCAUCAUGGGAAUGGAACCCAGCAAGCCUUCUAUGGUGAUCCCGAUGUCCUCUACAUCUCCCUCCACCGCUAUGAUGAUGGCAACUUCUUUCCAGGCAGUGGGGCCCCUGAGGAGGUGGGCAGUGGCAUGGGAGUGGGCUACAAUAUCAACAUUGCCUGGACCGGUUGCGUUGACCCCCCCAUUGGGGACGUGGAGUAUCUCACUGCCUUCAGGACCGUGGUGAUGCCCGUUGCGAACGAGUUCUCCCCAGACAUGGUGCUGGUCUCGGCUGGCUUCGAUGCCGUGGAGGGUCACCUCUCCCCUCUCGGGGGUUACUCUGUCACCGCCAAAUGUUUUGGCCAUCUGACAAAGCAUCUGAUGAUGCUGGCAAGGGGCCGGGUGGUGCUGGCGCUGGAGGGGGGCCACGACCUGACGGCCAUCUGUGAUGCCUCAGAGGCCUGUGUCUCUGCUCUGCUUGGCCUCGAGCUGGAGCCCCUGGACCCGUCUCUCCUGCAGCAGAAGCCAAACAUGAAUGCAGUGGCCACCCUGGAGAAGGUCAUCAAGAUCCAGAGCCAGCGGAGGAGCCGAUGGAGGCUGAGCCUGUGCUGUGACCCUCUGGCCCUCACCGCGCGGCCCACAGCUUUAUCUUUUUCUGAAACAAGAAAAGAAACACCAAGAGGAGAAGACAGAGGAAAAAAAAACACUAAAAAAACCCCAAACACAAAAAACUACAUUAAAAAAAACCAAACCCAACCUCAUAAUGACAACAAAAACACACACCAACACACAUAAGUUAGAAACAGGAAAAAAAGAGGAAAAUAUUUUCUUUUUCUAUUAAAAAGAUAAGAAAAACACCAAAAAAAUGGCCCCUGCCCCUCCUGUCGGCCCCCAGCUCCCCGUGGUGUUUGUGGUCGUGUCUCUUGUGAAGCCUGGGUUCCACCAGCACCUGCCCCACGAUGGGUUUUCCUGCUAUGGUUUUCUCUUUUUUUAAGGGGUUUUCCUUGUUUUCUCUCCCUUUUUUCUUUCCCACUGUCAUCCAUCCUCCCCUCCAGGGAUGUUGAUGGGAAAUAUUCGUGCCUUUAAUUCAGUCAGUUGGGGUUGGGUUUUUUUCUUUUUUAACACUUUAAUUUCCACUGUGAUGUUUUGGGGGCUUUUCUCACUUUCCUUCAUCUUGUUUUGUUUUUCCCUUUGGCAUCCCCAUUUUGGAUGGGGAACAUGAGACAUGGGGAAUGAGCCCCUUUGUCCCUUUGUUACCCUGGGGUGCUAGGUGAAGGAUCCCAGCACCUUUGUUGGGACAAAACUUUGUUGUAAAAAGAGAGGAGAGGGGAAAACAAAGAGGGGGGGAAAAAAGGACAUACAAGGAGGAAAAAACCCAUGUUCUUUUCCCAUCACUUAACCAGCUGGAGGGGACUCGAGUGAUUUUAGCUUUAAAAGAGAGAAAAAAAACAAAACAAAACAAACCCAUCCCAAAAAAAGGUAUAUAAUUUUAUUACAGACGUAUUAUUUAAUAGUAUUUUUUAAGGGAUCCUGGGGCAGAGGAUGAGGCCAGUGCUUUGUGUUUUAAGUUAUUCUGGAAGGGGGUUGG
Colius striatus (speckled mousebird) is the source of this 4043-nucleotide messenger RNA. Its product is annotated as histone deacetylase 5-like. Gene Ontology annotation, biological process: chromatin organization; negative regulation of transcription by RNA polymerase II. Bases 8 to 3250 code for a protein of 1080 amino acids. Gene Ontology annotation, molecular function: histone deacetylase activity. Gene Ontology annotation, cellular component: histone deacetylase complex. NCBI's taxonomy places the organism in Eukaryota, Metazoa, Chordata, Aves, Coliiformes, Coliidae. The transcript is spliced from 25 exons. The record is from RefSeq and is a predicted model, not a curated record.